Penicillium argentinense is the source of this 903-nucleotide messenger RNA. RefSeq names its product Yip1 domain protein. Gene Ontology annotation, cellular component: trans-Golgi network; membrane. Bases 1 to 903 code for a protein of 300 amino acids. The record is from RefSeq and is a predicted model, not a curated record. NCBI's taxonomy places the organism in Eukaryota, Fungi, Ascomycota, Eurotiomycetes, Eurotiales, Aspergillaceae. The transcript has 4 exons. Gene Ontology annotation, biological process: endoplasmic reticulum to Golgi vesicle-mediated transport.
AUGGCUAGUGUGCAACCGGGCCAUUCUCAUGGCGACCUGCACGACGACGAGUCGCUUCUGGACGACGAUUUGAUCGAGGCCGAUGAUGCUAUCGAUGCCGAUGACCCCCUACACGAUACCUCCGACACAGCCCCUCUACGAGGCAACAUUGAAUCCGACUCCGGUUCCCGAGGCGGACGAAAUGACGGGUAUGGCAAUUAUCUGACUUCUUCAAUUCCGGGUGAAGACCGCCGCGCGACUCAGAAUACAAUCGAUGAGAGUGUCUGGGCGACCCUGUCGCGCGACUUGGUUGCCGUAUGGGAGAAGAUGCGCCAGGUGCUAUGGCCCAAGUAUCUUCUUGGCGGCAUGAUGCAGCGUGGAGGCGGUGGUAUCAAUGAUGCUGCUGAAAGAGGCGAGGCAAGUGGUUUUGGCCGUAACCUGCGCGGGCUCGUGGGACGCUGGCCAGACGCCGACGUUGUCCUGCAGGGCGGAAUGAGCGAUGGGUUGCGCGAUUGGGAUCUUUGGGGUCCCUUGGUUUUCUGCUUGGUUCUGAGCUUGUUCCUGUCUGUCGCGCACGGAGACCAGUCGUCCGCCGUCUUCUCCGGUGUCUUCUGCAUUGUCUGGAUUGGCGAAGCGGCUGUUACACUCCAGAUCAAGCUUCUGGGUGGAAAGAUUUCCUUCUUCCAAUCAGUUUGCAUUAUCGGCUACACACUAUUCCCUCUGGUGAUCGCUGCUCUUCUGAGUGCACUACGUCUUCCUACAAUCGCUCGAAUCCCGGUCUACCUUGUCCUUGUCGCAUGGUCUUUGGCAGCGGGUGUUAGUAUCUUGGGCGGGUCCGGGAUUGUUCGCAACCGCGUGGGCAUUGCGGUAUACCCGUUGUUUAUGUUCUAUAUUGCGAUUGGCUGCCUCUGUUUUAUUAGUUAA